AUGACGAGUAUCGACCUCCCAGAAAAUGUGGGAUGGCAUCACCACGCCGCAGUUGGUCUCGUGGUCCGCGUCCUUCGUCUUCUCAUCUUCCUCGAAAACAAGAUCACGAAGGCAAAAGAACAAACAGCCAACCCUCACCUCUCAACCUCAUCUAAGAAACUCAAGUCCAAGUCCCAGUCCGAGAUCAGGGUCAAGCUGCCAUUCAAAUUCAAGUCCAAGAACGACACACAAGAACCAUUCGCACGCGUUAAAUCGACUGAACCAACCUUCACUCGCUUCAACGAUCUCCCUCUUGAACUCCGCCUCCGCAUUUGGAGUCUCGCGUCUUCCGUCCACCGAGUCGUAGAAGUCCGCCAACCACACCAAAGAAUCAUCCGCAACUCAGUCUCUCAAUUUAACCUCUUGACUCUCACAUUCGUAGACUCCUGGCUCCUCGGCGCCCCACGCGUCUACUCCCCCGUCCCAGCUGUUCUCCACACAUGCCAGGAGUCCCGCCACGAGGCAUUGAGACACUAUACCCUAACCCUAGCAAUGAAAGACAAUCUGGCCGCCGGCAAGGGAAGCUACGUCAACUUCAAAAAGGACAUGUUGUACUUUGGCAUCCGGAGCAGUUUCUUCUGUCUGAACAAGAGUAUGAAGGAGGGUGUUCUACACGGCUUCGAAAAGGUUGAAUAUUUGGCGUUGGGGACUAAUGCGUUGGGCUAUGAGGGUGAUAUGUGGUGGUUCGAUUUGGAGAAAUUCGCCAGUCUCAAGAGUGUCUGUUUCUUGUUCAAAGAACCGAGAUUCUUGAAUUUUGCCGGGCGCGAGGGGAUUACGUUGGUGAGUGACGGGGUCAAGUUGCCAGGUACCGAGAAGGCGAGACGGUGGAUUGAGAUCUUAUCGUACCUUGAGAGUCAGAUUAGGGUGUUGGAGUUGAGGGAAAUGGGUUGUUACCAAAAGCCACGGUUCUUUGCUGGUGCAUUCAAAGGAGUUAAGCUUUGA
Molecule: messenger RNA, 981 nt
Organism: Hymenoscyphus albidus
Lineage: Eukaryota; Fungi; Ascomycota; Leotiomycetes; Helotiales; Helotiaceae
Source: the annotation of a GenBank genome assembly